This is a messenger RNA of Pogoniulus pusillus (Red-fronted tinkerbird), 1510 nucleotides long. Its product is annotated as vitamin D3 receptor-like. Gene Ontology annotation, cellular component: nucleus. The record is from RefSeq and is a predicted model, not a curated record. Gene Ontology annotation, molecular function: vitamin D response element binding; nuclear receptor activity; zinc ion binding. NCBI's taxonomy places the organism in Eukaryota, Metazoa, Chordata, Aves, Piciformes, Lybiidae. Gene Ontology annotation, biological process: multicellular organism development; positive regulation of transcription by RNA polymerase II; cell differentiation.
CGGGGCGCGGCGGGGGGAGGGAGGGGGCGGCGGCGCCGGGAGCGCAGGAAUUCCUGGUGGCUGCUGGAGAGGUCUGGACCUGCUGCCCUGACUCCUCUGCUGCCCUUUGCCCCCUGGUUGCUCCAUGGCUCAGCUCCAGGGGUCCUGGGAGAUGCCCCAGCAGGGCAUGGCUUACCUGGCAGAGACAGACAUGGAGCCCAUGGCUGCCAGCACCUCCUUCCCUGAGCCAGCAGGGGACCUGGACAGGAAUGUGCCUCGCAUCUGUGGGGUGUGUGGGGACAAGGCCACAGGAUUCCACUUCAAUGCCAUGACCUGUGAGGGCUGCAAAGGCUUCUUCAGGAGGAGCAUGAAGAGGAAGGCAACCUUCAGCUGCCCCUUCAACGGGGACUGCAAGAUCACCAAGGACAACAGGAGGCACUGCCAGGCCUGCAGGCUGAAGCGCUGCCUGGACAUUGGCAUGAUGAAAGAGUUCAUCCUGACGGACGAGGAGGUGCAGAGGAAGAGGGAACUGAUCCUGAGGCGCAAGGAGGAGGAAGCUCUGAAGGAGAGCCUCAGGCCCAAGCUGUCAGAGGAGCAGCAGAAGGUCAUAGACAUCCUGCUGGAGGCUCACCGCAAGACCUACGACCCAACCUACGCCGACUUCGCCAAGUUCAGGCCCCCCAUGAGGAGCAGCCCCAGCAGCAAGGCAGCCACUAAGUCCUCCUCCAUCCUCACCCAGGACUUGUCAGAGGACUCCAACGACUUCUUCAGCUGUGACUCCUUCAGCACCUUCCCAGAGUCUGAGGAGCCUCAGAUGUUUUCCAGCCUGGUGCUGGCAGAGGAGGCUGAGGAGAGCUCCUCGGUGGACCUCAAGUUCUCUCGGCUCUCCAUGCUCCCACACCUGGCAGAUUUGGUCAGCUACAGCAUCCAGAAGGUGAUUGGCUUCGCCAAGAUGAUCCCAGGCUUCAGGGAGCUGGCAGCAGAGGACCAGAUUGUGCUGCUCAAGUCCAGUGCCAUCGAGGUGAUCAUGCUGCGCUCCAACCAGUCCUUCACCCUGGAGGACAUGACCUGGACCUGUGGCAGCAAUGACUUCAAGUAUGGCAUCAGUGAUGUCACCCAAGCUGGCCACAGCUUGGACCUGCUGGAGCCACUGGUGAAGUUCCAGGUGGGCUUGAAGAAGCUGAACCUCCAUGAGGAGGAGCAUGUCCUGCUCAUGGCCAUCUGCAUCCUGUCCCCAGACCGCCCGGGAGUGCAGGACACCUCCUUGGUAGAAUCCCUCCAGGAUCGACUCUCGGAGAUCCUUCAGACCUACAUCCGCUGCCGCCACCCCCCCCCGGGCAGCCGCCUGCUCUAUGCCAAGAUGAUCCAGAAGCUGGCAGACCUCCGGAGCCUCAACGAGGAGCACUCCAAGCAGUAUCGCUGCCUCUCCUUCCAGCCCGAGCACAGCAUGCAGCUCACCCCCCUGGUGCUCGAAGUCUUCGGCAAUGAGAUCUCCUGAAAGGGCUGUGCCAACCUCCCCACCCCCACCCUC